Prunus armeniaca (apricot) is the source of this 1857-nucleotide messenger RNA. The record is from the annotation of a GenBank genome assembly. NCBI's taxonomy places the organism in Eukaryota, Viridiplantae, Streptophyta, Magnoliopsida, Rosales, Rosaceae.
AUGUUUCGAUCACAUGAGACCGCUAAGAGUUUGACUUGGCAUGCUGCUAGAAAAUCAAUUGACGGUUAUAUGUCUCAUCCAGCGGAUUCCCCGUCUUGGAAACUUCUUGAUGAUAAAUGGCCCGAGUUUGGUAAUGAGCCGAGAAACUUGAGAUUGGCUCUUUCAUCUGAUGGAUUCAAUCCCCACAGUUCUCUAAGUAGCAGAUAUAGUUGCUGGCCAGUUAUCUUAGUUACAUAUAAUCUCCCUCCAUGGCUGUGCAUGAAACGAAAGUUCAUGAUGUUGACCUUAUUGAUUUCCGGUCCUAAACAGCCCGGAAAUGAUAUAGACGUCUACUUGGAGCCUUUGAUUGAUGAUUUAAAAUCUUUGUGGGAUGGGAUUGGAGGAGUGUAUGAUGCACAUAAUGGAGAAUACUUUACACUCAGAGCUGCAUUAAUGUGGACAAUUAAUGAUUUCCCCGCCUAUGGAAACUUAUCUGGUUGUGUUGUUAAAGGAUAUAAAGCUUGUCCAAUAUGCGGCGAUGAUACACCUAGUCACAGGUUGAAAAAUGGCCACAAAAUUUGUUACAUUGGGCAUAGAAAAUGGUUACCGAUCAAUCAUCCAUAUAGGAGGCAACGUGCAGCUUUUAAUGGGAAACCUGAAUAUGGCACGCCUCCUGAGCCAUUAACCGGAGAAGAAGUGCUGCAUAUGGUUGAAGAUGGUGACAGAGUUUGUUGGAAGAAGAAAUCAAUAUUCUUUGAUCUCGAGUAUUGGAAAUACCUUCCUGUGAGGCAUGUCCUAGAUGUUAUGCACAUUGAGAAGAAUGUUUGCGAUAGUAUCAUUGGUACAUUGCUGGAGAUCCCUGGAAAAAAUAAAGAUGGGAUUGCUGCUCGAUUAGAUUUAUUGAACAUGGGGGUCAAAACUGAUUUGCAACCCGAGUAUGGAGAAAGACGUACUCGUUUGCCUCCCGGGCCUUGGAAUUUGUCAAGAGCAGAGAAGAGAGAGGUUUGCAAUUCUUUCUAUGGUAUGAAGGUCCCUGAAGGUUAUUCUUCAAAUAUAAAAAAUCUUGUAUCUUUACAAGAUUCAAGACUUCUUGGCCUUAAAUCACAUGAUUGUCAUACCUUAAUGCAACAAUUGCUCCCUGGGCAAAUUCGUUGUUUUGGAGAAGCCUGCAAGGCAACAUAUGAUCCACAUCCAGACCGCUUUAUCCAAAAUUUAGAAAGAGAACAAAGUGGCUGCAGGAUAAGCACAAUAGCACUUUCAUUCAAUGGCUACGCCAAGGUUCAAAGUGAACUUAAUGAGGACAAUCAUGGCGUAUCAGAAAAUUUAAGGUGGCUAGCAGCUGGUCCAAACAUGGCAGUGCCAUUAUAUAGGAGCUAUCUCAUUAAAGGUAUUAAAUUCAACAUCAAGGCACAAGAUGAUGUGCGGACAACUCAAAAUAGUGGAGUUUAUUUACUUGCACAUACUAUGCAAGUUGCUAGUGCCAAGGAUAAAAACCCAAUUCUCUCAAAUAUGGGUUUCUAUGGUGUCAUUCAAGAAAUUUGGGACCUUGACUACCAAAAGUUUACAAUCCCAGUCUUUAGGUGUGAUUGGAUUGAUAAUACUUCUGGUCUUGUAGUGGACGAACUUGGAUUUACCCUUGUAGAUUUGAGUAAAAUUGGACAUAGGAAUGACCAAUUUGUUUUGGCUUCUCAAGUCAAACAAGUAUUUUUUGUUGACGACCCGAUGCAUCGUGGUUGGUCGGUAGUGUUAUCAAUGCCUAAUAGAGAAUAUAAUGAUGUUAUUGGUGAUGAUGUCUUAGGUGAUGUGAGAAUUGAGUGUGAGCCAUUUACUAGGGGAUGCCAAAUGUUGACACAUUUGAUGAAGUGGUGGUUGAGUUAG